Molecule: messenger RNA, 2541 nt
Organism: Parnassius mnemosyne (clouded apollo)
Lineage: Eukaryota; Metazoa; Arthropoda; Insecta; Lepidoptera; Papilionidae
Source: the annotation of a GenBank genome assembly
AUGGGAUGGUUGCAUGUGGAAAAACCCGCGGCCCUCCUGGCGGAGGAGUUUUCAGGGGUCGUCAUCCGCUGUGCGGAGGAAGGCCUAGGGGAGCGUCGCCCUAGGGGGUCGGGGGGGUAUGAAUGGUGGACAUCUGAAUUAGAGAAAACUCGGAAGUUGCAGUGUAAACGAAGGCGUGCGUGGCAGAGUAAAAGGCGUUUGGGAGGUAGGUCUGAGGAGAUAGCAAGAAUGGCUUUUCAUGAUAUACGUGCGAGAUACAGGAAGGUGAUGGUGGAGGCGCAGCAGUCGCAGCACAUAAGGGUCGCCAACACUGGUAAUGAGGACCCGUGGGCCUGUAGAUACAGGUUAGCCAGUGGGAGUGUGCGUCCGCCUGCUAAUGUAAUUAACGGGAUCGCCUUUGCGGGUGGGCACCCGGACCGACUGGAAGCGGCGAUGCAAAAUUUAAUGUCUACGCUCUGUCCGGAUGACAGCCCUGAUUGCGACACGGCUUAUCACCGGCAAGUCCGUUUGCUGGCGGCAUUUGUGCCGUCUGGUUGGGCUGCGCCUCCACUCACCGUUGGGGAACUGGGAGGUAUAGUCAAGGCCUUGCCUAACACAGCUCCGGGACUCGAUGGGGUAAGUGCGAGAAUCGUGAGGAAUAUAUGGAUGGCAGCACCAAGGGAACUUCACUUGGUGUAUGCUAAGUGUGUAGUAGAGGGAGUUUUUCCCAAGGUAUGGAAGGACGGAAGACUGAUUGUCAUUCCCAAGGGUAAUGACAAGCCGCUCACCGACGCCAAGGCAUACCGUCCAAUUACGCUCCUCCCUGUUUUGGGAAAAUUGCUAGAACGCGUAAUGCUGAGAUGUGCUCCUGCGAUUAGUCGUGGGAUAUCGGAAUACCAGCAUGGAUUUUCACCGGGGCGAUCUACGGUAACAGCGCUGCGUGUCUUGCUCAGCACGGCAAAGUAUUCUCGGGCAUGCUACGUGCAGGCAAUCUUUCUUGAUAUCUCCGGCGCCUUUGACAACGCCUGGUGGCCGAUGAUGAUGGUUAAGGCGAAACGAGGUGGUUGUCCACCCAACAUUUACAAAAUGCUGGUGGAUUACUUCACCUCCAGACGUGUCGGCCUUUUCAUCGGUGACCGGGUAGAGUGGAAGACGUCAACCAUGGGAUGUCCUCAAGGCUCCGUGCUGGGCCCUACACUGUGGAACGUAUUGAUGGACGACCUACUCCGACUCCCUCUGCCUGAGGGAGUAGCAAUGACCGCCUAUGCUGAUGAUGUCACUAUUCUCAUUGAAUCACAAACCAGAGCGGGCAUCGAAUCCAGGGCCCGAGUCACUUUGGACCUUGUACGGGAGUGGGGGCUAAGGAAUCAACUGGAGUUCUCCUCAUCAAAGUCGACCACAAUGACUGUUAGAGGGAAACUUCAGCGCCCCCCCGUUAUUAAACUUGGUGGAGAAUCCAUCAAGAAUGUGACCAAUACUAAGGUACUAGGCGUGGUUUUGGAUUCGGGACUAUCGUUUGUGCAACACGCGUCCGAUAUUUCUGAAAGAGCGACCAAGGGAUUCGGGCCCACGACUCUGACCACGCCAUCUAUGAAAUCUAGCAAGAAAUCUGUAUGUCAUUUUAGUCAGGAAAUUAAAGACUCUAAAUUAUUGGACUUGGAAAAUUUCAUAAUGCCAAAACGAUCAUUGUCAACAGAUGAACAAAUCUGUGAAGAUUGCUUUAAUGAAAAUACAAUUCGCUUAUCGUCUGGUAGAUUCCAAGAUAAGCUGUAUUUUUCAGUCGACUUUCAGAUCGAGCAGCCGUUCACAAAGAGAACGAUUCUUGCAGCAACAUGCAAAAUUUUUGACCCCCUAGGGAUGCUAAGCGCUUGUACGAUUGUUCCUAAAAUGCUGUUACAAAGGUUGUGGGAGUCUAAAAUGGACUGGGACGAUUUGGUGUCUGCCGAUGUAUCGAAAGAGUGGAGUGACUUUGCUAAUAAUUUAAAACAAAUAAAAGCUAUAAAUAUUCCACGCCACGUCUUGCAUCCAUCAUUGGACACUACAGUGUCAGUGGAAUUACACUGUUUUGUCGAUAGCUCUCAGAGUGCAUUUGCAGCAUGUGUAUUUUUACGUUGUACUGAUCAAAAGGACAACGUAUCAGUCAAGUUAUUAUGCGCCAAGGCUAGGGUUGCCCCCUUGAAUCCCAGUACCAUACCGCGGCUCGAACUGGCAGCGGCCCUGCUUGGUGCUCAGUUAAGUACAAAGAAUCGAGUAAAUGAAAUUCAUGAACUGACUGACAAAUCUUCCUGGCAUCACAUUUCUACGGAUAUUAACCCGGCAGACAUAGUUUCUCGAGGAGUCAGCCCUAGCAAGCUUCAAGAUUUAGAGUUAUGGUGGAGUGGCCCACCAUUUUUAAUGAAACCUAAAGCGGAGUGGCCAAGCGCUCCUAUAGAAAAUGUUGAGCUUCCGGAGCUCAAAAAAGAACAUGUCAUGGGCGCGGGCUGCGGGGCGCGGGCGGCGCGGCGCGAGCGGCGCGGCGCCGGGAACAAAACGACGGACAGACCUACAGCCACAGAACACUAA